AUGAUCAUACUUCGACUUUUAUUCUACAGGUAUAUCCUCGUUUUAGGGCCAAUUUUCAUCAUCCUGUCAAUCUUCGCUCUUUGGCAUUCUGAUUGGUUGACAACUUCACAGGCUACACAUCGCCGAGAUCACAGCGCCCCCUCUCGGAUAGAACAUCAGCUCCGGUUAAGACAGGUGAAGGUCGUGAAGGAUGUUAACAGAUCCAAAGAAUUCAAUAGAUGUUCAGAACAAACGGAUGUUAUAUUUAUCAAAGUUCACAAAGCCGGAAGCUCAACAGUAUCCAACAUUUUACAACGGUUCGGUUCAUUCCGGAAACUUAAUUUUGUCCUUCCGAAUAAAACAUUACAUGAACUCCGAUACAAUUACAUAGGUGACCCGGGCGACUCAGUUACCACCGAAAAUAUCCUACCCGUACCCCCGGGGGAACACUACAAUAUUAUGUGCAAUCACGUGAUUUACAAUAGCGCAACCUUCACCCGUCUCUUCCCAACGAAACGCUUUUUCUAUCUGGCUAUCGUACGUGAACCUCUGGAUCACUUUUUGUCGGUGAUUCGAUAUUACGGAUAUUCUGAAUUUAGCUACAUACAAACCAUUUUAUCUAUUGAAGCUGACAACCCUAUAUCAGAAUAUCUAAAAUCCCCAGAGGAUUAUGAGCCAGUUAUUCCAUAUAUCUCCUACACCAAUAAUAGACAGAGCGUGGAUUUAGGCCUUCCGGUAGAAGCCAUUGGUAAUGCAUCAGCAAUUCAGGAUUAUGUUGACAUCGUUCGACGAGACUUUGAUUUCAUCAUGCUUCUAGAAUACUUUGACGAAUCAUUGAUUUAUCUUAAAAGAAAACUGUGUUGGUCUUACAAAGAUAUCCUCUACCACCCCAAGAACAGUCGGUGGAAUAAUCAAAAGUAUACGUUAUCGGUCCAGGAUCUCGCUCGAUUAAAGAGGUGGAACAGUGCUGAUUAUGCUCUUUAUGAUGAAUUACAUAGCGAUUUCUGGAAAAAAAUCGGAAACGCGGGCGAAUACUUUUUUGAAGAAGUGCUCCAUUUUAAACGUAUAACUGAAAUGGUUAGAGUAUAUUGCUCCAACGUUGACGUCACCGAUGACCUGGAGGUCACGGGUUCCAGGUGGGAGGCAAAUUUUACUAUCAGUUCCGUAGACUGUCUUAUGCUGGGACUUGAUGAGCUACAGUUUCUCGAUAAGAUAUAUUUCGAAAACUAUGGUAUAGUACAAAGCAAAGCUGUAUAG
This is a messenger RNA of Ylistrum balloti, 1236 nucleotides long. RefSeq names its product galactosylceramide sulfotransferase-like. Gene Ontology annotation, molecular function: galactosylceramide sulfotransferase activity. NCBI's taxonomy places the organism in Eukaryota, Metazoa, Mollusca, Bivalvia, Pectinida, Pectinidae. Gene Ontology annotation, biological process: glycolipid biosynthetic process. The transcript has a single exon. Gene Ontology annotation, cellular component: membrane. The record is from RefSeq and is a predicted model, not a curated record. The coding region runs from base 1 to 1236 and encodes 411 amino acids.